Messenger RNA from Lucilia sericata (common green bottle fly), 635 nucleotides. RefSeq names its product holotricin-3. Bases 71 to 571 code for a protein of 166 amino acids. The transcript has 2 exons. The record is from RefSeq and is a predicted model, not a curated record. Lineage: Eukaryota; Metazoa; Arthropoda; Insecta; Diptera; Calliphoridae.
AAAGUGUCGAUAGAUUUAUUUUAAUUUUAGUAAAGUUUCGUAAUCAAACGGAAAAAGAACAAAACUAGUGAUGAAUUUUAAAUUAUCGUUUGGCGUUAUAGCGCUUGUGUUGUGUUUUAACACUAUAAAUGCUUCAUUUAUAAAAAAGAAGUUUGGACAUAGUGUUGGUGUACCCUAUCCAGUUGGUGUUCCCUAUCCUGUCCAACAACCAGUGCCAGUUCCUGUACAUAUUCCCGUAGAAGUUCAUAAACAUGUUCCCGUACCCGUACCUGUUCAUACCCCUGUUCCGGUUCCCGUUCAUACUCCUGUGCCUUAUCCCGUAGGUGUGCCUGUAGGUGUUCCCGUACCCGUUUCGACUGGUUGGCAUAAGCCUAGCCAUGGCUGGCAUGGUGGUUUAGGUGGAGGUUAUGGUGGUGGCUUUGGCGGUGGUUUUGGCGGUGGUUAUGGCGGUGGUUUGGGCGGUGGCUUCUCUUCUAGUUAUGCCUCCAGUUCUAGUUAUUCUUCCGGUUUCGGUGGUGGCUAUGGCGGUGGUUUGGGUGGAGGUUUUGGCGGUGGCUGGCUUAAAAAAUAAUUUCGAGUAUUUGUUUUUGUAUCGUAUUUAUUAAAUUUUUUAUUAUUGGUUAAUAUAUUUUGAA